This is a messenger RNA of Amyelois transitella, 1196 nucleotides long. RefSeq lists its product as uncharacterized. Lineage: Eukaryota; Metazoa; Arthropoda; Insecta; Lepidoptera; Pyralidae. Gene Ontology annotation, molecular function: cysteine synthase activity. The coding region runs from base 130 to 1110 and encodes 326 amino acids. The record is from RefSeq and is a predicted model, not a curated record. Gene Ontology annotation, cellular component: cytoplasm. The transcript has a single exon.
AUUUAUUCAGUCAACUAGGAGGCGAACGAAUCGUUUGGCUUGCCAUUGGACAAUCCAUUUUGCCUACACGGUGUUCAACUACUGUUUUAAAGUCGUCUGUUUGGCACAAGGUCUGCACCUAACACCGUCAUGGCCGCCGUGGACGGAAUAGACAACGAAAUUAAAUCGUCGGCGUUGGAACUGAUCGGCAACACGCCGCUCGUCGCGCUCGACCGCAUCUGGGCCGGUCCGGGCCGCAUCUUGGCCAAAUGUGAAUUCAUGAGCCCGGGCGCGUCCAUCAAGGACCGCUCCUCGCUGCACAUGCUGCAGCGGGCGCGCGCCGCCGGCCUGCUGCGGCCCGGCCAGCGCGUCGUCGAGAAGAGCUCCGGCAACCAGGGCUGCGGGCUGGCCGUCGUGUGCGCCGUGCUGCGCCACCCGCUCACCGUCGCCAUGUCCAAGGGCAACAGCGUGCAGCGAGCCAUCCACAUGGAGGCCCUGGGCGCCGCCUGCGUGCGCGUGCCGCAGGUGGAGGGCACGUACGGCAGCGUCACGCACGCCGACGUUCAGGGCCUCGAGGAAGCUUGUUUGAAAAUUGUUGACGAAACGAAAGCGUAUUUCGUAAACCAGUUUAGUAAUGUGGGGAAUUCUGAAGCUCACUACAGGACUACCGGUCCCGAGAUCUGGAGACAGACCGGGCAACAUGUCGACGUGUUCCUCACGACGGUCGGAACGGCCGGUACCUUUGCUGGAACUUCUAAAUAUUUAAAGGAAAAAAAUCCAAAUUUAUUAUCAUUCGUCGUGGAGCCAGCCGGUUCGGAACCGAUCAAAGGCGAUCCGAUCACAAAACCUCUGCAUCUACUUCAGGGUUCCGGUUACGGAUUGAUUCCGGAUUUGUUUAAUUACGAGCACAUGGACGGGACCGUGAGCGUGACGGACGAAGAAGCAGUAGAAUACAUGAACGCCGUGGGGCGCCAGGAGGGCCUGUUCGUGGGGUUCACGAGCGGCGCCAACGUGGCGGCGGCCGUGAAGCUGCUGCGGAGCGGCCGCGUGCCGCGCGGCGCCUGGCUCGUCACCACGCUCAACGACUCCGGCCUCAAGUACACGCCGGUGCCGCGCGAAUUGACUCUCUGACCGGUACUUCCAUUUCCAGAAUAACAAUUAAUACAGGGUUAUGACUAAUAAUUAAACAGACUAAUAAUUAAACAUUAAACAGAUUA